GAACAUAUUCCUGUUCAAUUCUUAUUGGUGGCAUGAAACUCAAAUAAAUGCCUUGACGGUUUUAAGCUUCGGAAGCUCAAGAUCUAUCGAUUAUUAAAUUUAUCGAAACACUACUAUUCCAAGAGAUAUUAGCAAACAAUGUCCAAGAUUAUAGAAAUACCUGUACACACGCAAAAACUGCUGACAUUGUUUCGGACAGUAAUUCCAAAGCUCAGCAAUGGAAAGCACAAAGGCCAAUAUGGACGAAUCGGUGUUGUCGGAGGUUGCCUUGAGUACACUGGAGCUCCGUACUUUGCUGCGUUGAGUGCCAUGAAAGUGGGAGCAGACUUGUCACAUGUAUUUUGUCACCGCGAUGCAGCGCCUGUUAUCAAGUCAUACAGCCCCGAACUGAUAGUUCAUCCAGUGCUGGACCGAGACGAUGCUGUGGAAGAAAUAAGGCCAUGGCUAGAGCGCUUACAUGUUGUUGUAAUUGGCCCAGGAUUGGGACGAGCACCGCUUAUGCUGAAGACUGCCACGGCUCUUAUAAACUUGUGCCUGGAAGUCGGAAAGCCCCUUGUAAUUGAUGCCGAUGGCCUAUUCAUAUUAAACAAUAAUUUAGAUUUGGUUUGUGGAAAACGCAACGUUAUAUUGACUCCAAACGCGAUGGAGUUUAGUAGAUUAUUCAGCGAUGAUGCUGCAGUUAUACGUAAGAAGAUGUGCCUUUUGGGGGAUGGGGUUGUCGUAUUGGAAAAAGGCGCCAACGAUAAGAUCCAUAUCCCACACACAAACGAGGUGUAUGCGAUGCCAAUUGGUGGGUCUGGGCGACGUUGUGGUGGUCAGGGGGAUUUACUUAGCGGCUCACUAGCCACCUUCUUUUAUUGGGCGUUACAAUCGAACCAAUCCAAUCCAGCGUAUUUAGCCGCGUGUGCAGCCAGUCACUUGGUAAAGUUAUGCAAUGCUGCAGCAUUUCAAAAGUUUGGCCGCAGCAUGGUCGCUAGUGAUAUGAUAAAUGAAAUAUCAUCAGUUUUUAAGACUGCAUUUGAGAAUACAGAGUCUGAGUCAAUAUGAUUCAUAAAUUUGUCGCCAUACAAA
This is a messenger RNA of Scaptodrosophila lebanonensis, 1071 nucleotides long. RefSeq names its product ATP-dependent (S)-NAD(P)H-hydrate dehydratase (gene Naxd). Bases 139 to 1047 code for a protein of 302 amino acids. The record is from RefSeq and is a predicted model, not a curated record. Gene Ontology annotation, biological process: metabolite repair. Gene Ontology annotation, molecular function: ATP-dependent NAD(P)H-hydrate dehydratase activity. The transcript has 2 exons. Lineage: Eukaryota; Metazoa; Arthropoda; Insecta; Diptera; Drosophilidae.